GGCGUUUGUGAGAGCUGUACGCUGCCCCGUGGCCUGUGGUGCAGUCCGCUUCUCCAGCCCCGGCCACAUCGCCCUGUGUGUUGAAGGCUCUGCAAAGGCAGAUCACUUGAAGUGGCAAUGGCGGAGGUGAGCCACUCGGUGAGCCACUCGGCCAUUCCUGCAGAGGUGCUGGGCGCCCCGUCGCUGCCCGACUCGCUGCCGUCGACCGAAACGCUCGGCAAGGCCACGGCGCGGCAACGGAGGUCCCGCGCGUCGCUGCUGCGGUCGGGGUGGGAGGCCGGCGGCCAGGCGGUGCUGCAGUGCGGGGGCAAGUUCUACACACGGCUGAGGAAAGAAUAUGGCACUGAGUUCCUCAUGCUGCUCUCUAACGUUUGCCUGGGCGUCAAGGGCAUCAUCUACCAGGUGGGGCCGACUGGACAGUCGGCCGAGGCGCGGCGCACAGAGACCGUGUCGGACAUGUGCCGUAUGUAUUGUGGGUUGUGUGUUUCAGUACUUGAUGACGGUUGGGCUGCCCUACUUCAAGUGGCUUGGUCUGGAUGGCGUCAAGUACCAGACCAACUUCACCAUUGCCUGGACGCCCUGGGCCAUGAAGGGUGGGUCGGUGCGAAAAAGCCGACAGAGCAUCCAACCAACUAGACUGACUCUUCGUGUGUGUGGUUGUGCAGGCAUUUUCGCCUCGCUGACAGACGCGUGGCCCAUCGGUGGCUAUCACGCAAAGUGGUACAUGUUCAUCGCCAAUGUGCUGGGCGUCGCCGGCCUCCUCGGACUUGCCGUGUUGCCGAGAGAAAGUAUGUAUGUCGCAGCUUUAAAGCGUGGCUAGCUAUCGAUAGCAGACAGACAAGGCAAGACGUCUGUCUGUGUGUGUGGUUUGUGUCUGUUGUGUCCUUCCUUUGUGUGUGUGUGUGCAGCUGCGAGGACGCACGUGUGGAUAGUGGGCGCGUUCUUCUUCAUGGCGCAGGUGCAGGUGGCCGUCCAAGACAUGCUUCUCGAUGGUGAGUGAGCCUGGGAGGGAGGCAGUGACGCAAUGCAAUGGGGACCAAAGGCAGUCAAUCUGUGCACGCCACGCCGUGUGUGUUUGCAGGCAAGUACACGGAACUGAUGGCCAUCUCGGGCCGAGGGUAGGAAGGAACCGCACCCCCCACCCAGCCCCCCACCACGACAACCAAGCGCAAACCCCCUUCCCUCCCUCCCUCCCUCCCUCCCUCGCAUCGUUGUGUCCAUUUGUCAGGAAUGAGAUCGUGACGUACGUGUGGUUCAUGAGCACGGUGGGCAACAUGAUGGCGAGCGCCACUGUGGGGCCCAUCAGCGACUCGGUUGGGCCGGGGCUGGUCUUCUGGAUCGCACUACCCAUCGCACUCCAGACGGCAUACCCCAUACUAAGGGGAUGGAUGCCAGAGGAGAGAGUCCCCCCACCCAACGGAUCGAAACUGCAAGUAGGGAGGGGCGGGCACACAAACAGAUAAACAGACGAAUGGCUGAUUCUGUUACACACGUGUGUCUGUGUGUGUGUGUGUGUGUGUCUCACAGGUAGCGAAGGUGAAGUCUGAGUGGCGGACAUUCGCCAUGGGCUGCAGCACAGGCGUGGCUGCGCUGGGGCUGGCCAUCGUCGGUGAGACUGACACGCACACACACACAGACAUAUUUGCAGAUGGAGACGAGUGCAAUGGUCUGGUGGGGUGGCCAUGUGUGCAGGUGCGGCGUUCUCCCCCUUUGUGCAGCUGGUGUACACGCUAAGUGUGUCAGUGGUCGUAUCGAUUCUCUCGUGCUUCCUCUGCAAGAGGGAACAGGCCACAACCAACCUCUACUUCCUGCUAUCAGGUAAACAAUCACAUCCACACCCGCUGCAGCUGCACCUGGCUGGUGCUUCCUUGAUAAACGUGUCUCAGUGUCGCUGUAUGUCCAAAUCCCCGGGGCGAUCGACUUCUGGUACACGGCCGACCCGUCCUGUGUGGCGGACGGGCCUCACUUCGACUUCACCUACUACCAGACAGUCUCGCAGCUGGUGGGCAACGUGGCGCAGGUGGCCGGCAUCGUCCUCUUCCAGCUGUGCGUGAGGAACUGGCGAUUCCGGACGGCCUUCUGGGUCACCACCGUUGUGCGGAUCGUGGCCUCGUGCGUGGACCUGCUCAUCAUCCAGAGGGUCAAUGUCCGCUUCGGCCUCCCUGACAAGGCCGCGUUUAUCCUGUAAGUGACCAGACCACCUGGUGGGGUGGCUGCGAGGGUUGUCAUGCGUCCGUCCCAUCUGUCUGUCCUUCUGGCUGUGUGUAAAUGAAUGUAUUUCAGUGGCGAUGCGAUGAUCCUCAACCUUGCGCAGAUGCUUGAUCUGAUGCCCGCCAUCCUGCUGACGUCCAGGCUGACGUCGCCCGCCAUGGCCACCACCUCAUUUGCCGUCCUCGCAGGGUUCUUCAACUUUGGCAUGAACGCGUCACGCGCCCUCGGCACCUUCAUGAUCGACUGGUUCGGCGUCAAGACGGCCGAAAGCGUACGCUAGCAUGUUGAUGCACUCAUAUACCCUCCCUCAUCUGACUGCCGGACGGACCCAACGCCUGCAAUGGUUGGCCUCGUGUUGUGUUGUGUGUAGCACACUGGCGUGGGUGCGUCAGCCGAGGAGUGCGACUUCAGCAACCUCUCCUGGCUCGUGCUGGUGGCGCACAUCAUCCUCCCGGCCCUGUCCAUCCCCCUAGCUUUCUUCCUGAUCCCCGACCUGCCCAUCAACGGCCCCUUAGAGACACAACACGCGUCCGCCUCACGGCAACUCUCGGCGAGCAGCCUGGCCGACGAGGACACCAUGGCGGGGGGCGGGCUGGACGAAACCGACGACCAGUAUACAGACGAGGAGAGCACCACCGCUGCUGCUGCUGCUGCUGUUGCCGGAAAGCGGACCAGUGAUGAGCCGACAGCGCGUCAGAAUGAGCAGCACCACGAGACGGCGCCGACCGUGUUGGCGAUAGAGAUGGAGGAGAUGGCGCUGCGUGUGCCGAUGGGGCUGUGUGUGGGGUCGUCGUCAGUGAUGCCGCGGACGCCACGGAUGGCCACUGAGGAGGGGGGCGAUCGGGGUGCGGGGGACUGAACACGUGAGGGCAAGUGUUUUUCUCUUGCAAAGCCUCACGUUUCGUUUUUGUGUGUAGAGAGAAGUGUGUAUUGUGAUGUGGAUAUACAUACGUGUAAGUGUACAGUCGUGUGACUUUGUGCGGUGAGUGAGAUGUCUGGUGGUGACGUGCGACGGUGUGUGGGGACACGAUGGAUGCCAACGUGUUCAUCGCCAACGCGGCCCAUGCGCUGUUGGAG
Molecule: messenger RNA, 3288 nt
Organism: Vitrella brassicaformis
Lineage: Eukaryota; Vitrellaceae
Source: the annotation of a GenBank genome assembly